GUGAAGGCAGGGGGCAGCGCAGUACCCUCCGGUUCUGGAUUCAGCCCUGCAUCGGUGUGUCCGGUUGUGUUGGAGGCCAUGACCCGCUUUCCUCGCGAUGCCGGCGUACAACGAGUCGCAUGCAGUGUACUGAGAGGCAUCGUCGUGACUGACGGCGGCUGCACAGUAGUGGCGGAUGCUGGCGGAGCUGCGCGUGCAGUAGAUGCCAUGAAAGCCCACCUGGUCGACCCGGAGGUGUGCCGCAUGGGUGCAGCAGUUCUCUACGCAAUGGUCCAGAAAACGGAUCCGGCUUCCCCCGAAAGGCUGAUGAUGCGCACCACGAAGGCCCACCAGGUACUUGCCGAGGCUCUGCAGUACCACCCGACCGACCGAGCGCUCGACCGAGCAUGUCGCGUGACCAUGCCAGAGUUGAAAGGCUGA
Molecule: messenger RNA, 420 nt
Organism: Symbiodinium necroappetens
Lineage: Eukaryota; Dinophyceae; Suessiales; Symbiodiniaceae
Source: the annotation of a GenBank genome assembly